This is a messenger RNA of Solenopsis invicta (red fire ant), 1327 nucleotides long. RefSeq lists its product as uncharacterized. Bases 133 to 1116 code for a protein of 327 amino acids. The record is from RefSeq and is a predicted model, not a curated record. Lineage: Eukaryota; Metazoa; Arthropoda; Insecta; Hymenoptera; Formicidae. Gene Ontology annotation, molecular function: protein binding. The transcript is spliced from 4 exons.
ACCCCGAGAUGUCCAGACUCUCUACUUCUAGGGACUCUAGUGAAAGAGGCCUUUAAGCGCCAAACCGCCAAAGUGAACGUAUUCGAACUAUUCAAAGUCGUCGUGUCGGUCUCACUGACUGAAGAAGACGAAAUGGAAGUGAUACCGCGAAAAAAAGCUCGAAAGGAAAAGCUUAAUGUGUCCAAAAACGGUGGCGCGAUACAAAUGAGUGAAAAUGCAUUGGUUUCAAAUAUCCAUUUAACCUAUGACAUUCUAAGAAUUGUCUUUCAAUAUUUGAAUGCUGGAGAGCUUGCAAACGCCGCAAUGGUUUGUAGACUUUGGUUACAAGCUGCAGAUGAUGAAAAGAAAAAAAGAGGAGCUUAUUGUGUUACACUUGAUACUUUUAAAUUAGGUUUUUUUGACAAUUUUCUUUUAGUUGAUCAAUUGUCAUGGCAUAUCAACAGAAAAGCAGAAAUUAAACCAUCAAUAGGCUUCUUCUUUCUUGAUAAGGAACUAUUGUUUGCACAAAGUAAUGUAGCAGUUUCACACAACACAUGUACAUUUGAGCAAAAAAAAGAAAACGCCGUUAUAUACAGAAUUCUUAAGAACAGCCUCAUUUUCACCACUGCUGUCCUGAUCACCGGUGCUAUACAGACGUGGUCCGUGGUUUUGGACAAAACGUGUAAUACAGAAGAGCAAAUAAAAAAAGAAUUAAAUUUAUUUAAGGCACAAGUAAAAUUAAAGAAACAUUCCAUAGCAUUCAUGAACAUGCUCAGAUUGAAGUAUGAAAAUAUGGAAUCUGGGAAUGAAGAUAAUGAAUCUGAAUCUGAAAAUAAUGAAUCUGAGAAUGAAGAUAGUGAAUCUGAGAGUGAAUAUAUUAAGUAUGAAAUUCCAUUUAAAUUUAAAGAAUAUCAGAUUCUAGAUGGUAUAAGAUUUAGUAAAGAAUCACAAAUAUUCAGUAUGUUAUUCCCUACAAUACCCUUAGUAGGUUGUCUUGGUUGGGAUGGAUUUGGGAAAACUACUAGUAUGGAUGAGAUAAACGAAGAAAAAAAAAGGAAAACGGAACGUAAAUGUAACAGAUUUGAAACUUGGUAUCAUAAAUCCGGUACUGUCUUUUUGAUAAUUACGUAUGAUUGAAAGAAGAGCCGCUUAAGUGAUGUGUGCGAAUAUAUUUUGUUACUCAUAUAAUACUAAUUUUAGUUCGUUUAUUUUUCGUUUUCGUUAUUAACGAGAUAAUUUUUCACCAGUGCACAACAAAUAUAAUUUCUUUUGAUCUGUACGUAACACGUACAUAAUUAACACGUGUAAUCCACAUAUAUAAGAAAUAAAUAAAAAAAUUUCAUUGAAA